Molecule: messenger RNA, 2868 nt
Organism: Nestor notabilis (Kea)
Lineage: Eukaryota; Metazoa; Chordata; Aves; Psittaciformes; Psittacidae
Gene: GTF2I
Product: general transcription factor IIi
Exons: 31
Coding region: 19-2868 (949 amino acids)
Cellular component (GO): nucleus
Molecular function (GO): DNA-binding transcription factor activity
Source: RefSeq, a predicted model, not a curated record
GAUUCCUCUGAAAGCAGAAUGGUGGUUACAUUCCUCAUGUCAGCACUUGAGUCAAUGUGUAAAGAACUUGCCAAGUCCAAGGCAGAAGUUGCCUGUAUUGCUGUAUAUGAAACAGAUGUGUUUGUAGUUGGAACUGAGAGAGGAAGAGCCUUUGUCAAUUCUAGGAAAGAUUUUCAGACGGAUUUUGUUAAAUACUGUGUUACAGAAGAGGAGAGGGCUUCAGAACUGCAGAAAAUAAAGAAUAUACCACCUAUAAAUAGACUGACAGUGGAUAUUGUGGAACUGGAAGCUCUCAGGAAGUCUGUGGAGGACUUUUUCUGCUUUUGCUAUGGUAAAGCUUUAGGAAAGUCAACGGUGGUACCUGUGCCAUAUGAGAAGAUUCAGAGGGACCAGUCUGCUGUGGUAGUGCAGGGCCUGCCCGAAGGACUUGCAUUUAAACAUCCAGCAAAUUAUGAUGUUUCAACCCUCAAAUGGAUUUUGGAAAACAAGUCAGGAAUCUCAUUUAUCAUUAAAAGGCCUUUCCUAGAGCCAAAGAAACACCUAGGAGCUCCUAUGGCAGAUCCUUCACAAUCAAUUAUACCUCCAGGUGGAAGUUGUACUCCUGUUAAAGUGAAAACGGAACCAAACGAGGAUUCUGGAAUUUCUCUGGAAAUGUCAACGGUAACAGUGAAGGAGGAAUCAGAUGAUCCUGAUUACUAUCAAUAUAAUAUUCCAGGUCCUUCUGAAACAUCAGAGAUGGAUGAAAAAAUUGCUCUUGCAAAAAGUUAUACAGAUUCCUCCCAGCAUGUCCCUUCAGAAACAAGUGAGGAUCCUGAGGUCGAGGUCACCAUUGAAGAUGAUGAUGACUACUUGCCCCCUAACAAGAGACCGAAGAACACUGAGUCACCUAAUGAAGCUGCCAAUACUGGGAGAAGAAAAGUGAGAGAGUUCAAUUUUGAGAAAUGGAACGCGCGAAUUACAGAGUUGAGAAAGCAAGUUGAAGAGCUGUUUGAGAAAAAAUACGCACAAGCCAUAAAAGCAAAAGGUCCAGUGUCUAUUCCAUACCCACUCUUCCAGUCACACGUGGAAGACUUGUACGUGGAAGGGCUGCCAGAAGGAAUUCCCUUCAGGCGGCCAUCCACCUACGGCAUUCCCCGUCUUGAGAGGAUACUUCUAGCAAAGGAGCGGAUCCGAUUUGUGAUUAAAAAGCAUGAGCUUUUGAAUUCAACACAAGAAGAUGUGCCAUUGGACAAACCAGUUGCAGGAGUGAAAGAGGAGUGGUAUGCCAGAAUCACCAAACUGAGGAAGAUGGUAGAUCAACUCUUCUGUAAAAAGUUUGCUGAGGCCUUGGGGAGCACUGAGCCUAAAGCUGUUCCAUACCAGAAAUUCGAGGCCCAUCCUACUGACCUCUAUGUCGAAGGACUGCCAGAGAACAUCCCCUUUAGGAGUCCCUCUUGGUAUGGAAUCCCUCGCCUAGAAAAAAUAAUUCAAGUGGGCAACAGAAUAAAAUUUGUGAUCAAAAGGCCAGAGCUUCUAACUGUCACUUCAGCUGAAGUUAUUCAAGCCAGGUCGAACACCCCAGUGAAAGAAGAUUGGAACAUCAGGAUCACAAAGCUAAGAAAGCAAGUAGAAGAGAUAUUUAAUACGAAGUUUGCCCAAGCUCUGGGGCUUUCAGAGGCAGUGAAAGUUCCCUAUCCUGUAUUUGAAUCAAACCCUGAGUACUUGUACGUCGAAGGCUUGCCAGAAGGAAUCCCCUUCCGGAGUCCCACAUGGUUUGGAAUUCCACGCCUUGAAAGAAUUGUCCGUGGGAGUGGCAAAAUCAAAUUUGUUGUUAAAAAGCCUGAGCUCAUCAGCUCCUAUUUACCUCCAGGACUGGCUAGUAAAAUAAACACUAAAGCAAUGAGUCCAAAGAGUUCAAAGAGAUCACAAAGUCCUGCAGGACUCAACUCAACCAUUCCAGAGAUUGAAGUUACUGUUGAUGAAGGUCCUAAUAAACCACAAACAACCGAUGUUCGAACCAGUUCUCAAACCAAUGGGUCCAAUAUGACUUCAAAGCCACGAGGAAGAGAGUUUUCUUUCGAGGCGUGGAAUGCCAAAAUUACUGACUUAAAGCAGAAAGUUGAAAAUCUUUUUAAUGAAAAAUGUGGGGAAGCUUUGGGGCUGACUGAACCAGUGAAGGUGCCAUUUGCAUUGUUUGAAUCCUUCCCGGAGGUUUUCUAUGUAGAAGGACUACCUGAGGGGGUGCCAUUCCGCCGACCUUCUACUUUUGGAAUUCCAAGGCUAGAGAAGAUACUGAGAAACAAAUCUAAGAUAAAAUUCAUUAUUAAAAAGCCUGAGAUGUUUGAGGCAGCUGUUAAGGAAAGUUCUGCUAGAAGCCCCCAAAGAAAAAUUAAUUCAGCUAAUACAGCCAAUUCAGCAAGCACCACAACAAACACAGUGGUGAACACAGCUGCAGGUGUUGAAGAUCUUAACAUCAUUCAAGUAACUAUACCAGAUGAUGAAAGUGAGCGACUGUCAAAAGUGGAAAAGGCCAGACAAUUGAGAGAGCAAGUCAAUGAUCUUUUUAGCCGGAAAUUUGGUGAAGCCAUUGGUAUGAAUUUUCCAGUGAAAGUCCCAUACAGAAAAAUCACCAUCAACCCUGGCUGUGUGGUGGUAGAUGGGAUGCCUCCUGGUGUAGCAUUUAAAGCUCCCAGUUACCUGGAAAUCAGCUCCAUGAGGAAGAUUUUGGAAUCAGCAGAGUUUAUCAAAUUUACUGUUAUUCGACCAUUUCCAGGACUUGUGAUUAACAAUCAGCCAGCUGACCCAAACCAAAUGGAAGUAUCUGUAGGAGAUAUUACAGAAACAGAAGAAAAUUCUCAAAUAAAGCAAGAGCCAGACCCAACGUGGUAG